UAUGUCCCUGUGCCGGCUAGGGAGACACAUACUGCCUGCCUGCUGCCUGCAGCAUUUGUGCCUGAGCUCCAGGCUCUGCUGUCCCCUCCGCUCCCUCCCCCCGCAUGCAGCUCUCCAUCAGAGGGAACGAUGACAUCCUCUCUCCCCUGACUGCCUCCGACUGCUCCACAGCUCUGCGGUGCAGACGCUCGCUCUCUCUGAGUGAGUUUUUUUCCCUCCCCUCUGCCUGGUCUAGCUCUCAGGCUGUGGGAUUCAGUGGAUAAUCAGUGUGUCGGCGAGCAAGAGUGAGGGACUGAAGCAAAGAGAGAGAGAGAAAGCCUGGAUCAGGUGCAGCAGCCUUGACUUUGUCUGUCUCUUUCUGUCUGUUUUCUGCCUGGCACAUACAGACGUGUAGACAGAACUCAUAAUUCAGCAAUUAGCCUUCCUUCACCCUCUUUCUCCUCCUCUGGGACUCAUCGCAAAGAAGGAGAGAAGAGGAGGGAGACACUCAUCGCAGGACUUUGCAGAGUGACAAGUAUUUAUUUUAUUUUUUUUGCUCGCUCUGCGUCCUACUUUGCCCUACUCCUCCCCUCUAUCCCACCCUGCUUGCGCCAGCCAACACGCACCCGCACACCCAGAGUGCGUAUCCAGGGGCAGACAGACAGAUAAACAGACGGACGGACGGACGGAUAAACAGACGGACGCAGUAGGAUAUGGAGUCCAAAGGAAGCGGCAGGUUCUCUAUGUCCAGGUGUUUGAGCUCAGGAGACACCGUCCACGCCAGUGUUGUCGUCACACUUCUGCUCGGAGUAUGGUGUGCUUCAGCGCUGGAGGUAUCAGUGGGGAAGGUGCCCUUCAUGGAGGCAAUGAAUGGCAGCACGGUGCUGUUACCAUGCACCUACUCCAGCUGCAUCGGCAUCAAGAACCUCUACUUCAACUGGCAAUACAACGACAACGGCACCUUCAUGAAGCUGUGUGAGGCAGUGAUCCCCAUAGAAGGUGUGGAACCACGGGUGCAGGUGUACCACGAGCGGAUAGAGUUUGUGGGCAGCAGUAAGCACAACAACAUCUCCAUCCUGCUGUUCAACGUGACCUUCGAGGACGAGGGAGAGUACACCUGUUUCGCCCGGAAUCCCAAGGAGAAGCAUCGCAACCAUAGCGCCAUCUUCACCCUGUUCGUGGUGGAUGAGUUGAAAGUGGUUGACAAUACCGUAACCACCAUCAUUGUGUCUGUCGUGGGCGGGGUCAUUGGCUUGAUCGUCGUUGUCAUGGUGACAAAGACUGUGGUGCUCCUCAUCCUAAAAAAGUCUGCAGAGAAGAACGCUGGGAUUCGAACCGACAGCUCUUCGGCUACCACCUCCCCCCUUUGAAACUGUCAUGGAACAUUGUAAAGAGUGCCUUGUGAGCUCAGGACAGGACAACACAGACAAUGAACUCAAUGCAGCCAAAGUGGACAACAAAGCCACGCCGAAGGCAUGAAACAUAUACACCUGUGUAUAUGUACAUACAGUAUAUGUCUGUACAUGUACACAUGCAAAUGUAUUGCACAGACAUAGAAAGAAAGCUAUUAUCAAUGGACUGUUUUAUCUUUAUCUAAUGACACAAGUAUAACAUGAACCAAUGUGAAAUCAUAUGUCAUAUGUGCUCGAGAUUUGGGGAACAUGAUAGAUGAUCAGGGCUGGAUCAGACACACUCCAAUGACACACCUUAUGUAAUUGUGUAUUCAGAUUGGGGGUUUAAUUGCAGGCAUUUAUCUGAAUCAGCUCAAAGUCUAUUUACUGUACAAGCAUUUCUGGAAUCAACAUCGACGUCUCACCAGUUACUCAUUCAUGCUCACGACGUAAAAACGUCAGAUUGACAUUUAUUGGGAUGAAUCUUGUCAUGGGGGCAGAGCUGAGCAUUUUCCGCUAGAUUUAAGGUUAGGAUUUAUAUAUAAGGUUAUCAGUGUAAUAUCAGUGUAAUUACGGUCAGGGUUAAGGUCAGGUUUAAACCAGAGGAGGCUGGUGGGAGGAGCUAUAGGAGGACCGGCUCAUUGUAAUGGCUGGAAUGGAAUUGAUGGGACGGAUUAGAACGUGGUUUCCAUAUGUUUCAUGUGUUUUGAUACCUUUCCAUUUAUUCCAUUCCAGUCAUUACAAGGAGCCCGUCCUCCUAUAGCUCCUCCCACCAGCCUCCUCUGGUUAAAAAAAAUCACAUUUUAAGACUUUGUGGUUUGGCCAGAAGUGACCACCCUGCAGAACUGCCUCCAGGACAAGAUUCAUCCCAAUAAAUGCCAACCUGCAUUCAAAACACAAACACACACAGUAACUCCCAUACUGUCAAGUUUUACUAACUGCCAUUUUGUAUAUCUAUAACAGCUAUAUAAUAUAUAAUAUUCUGACCAUCUCUUCAGCUCUUUUGAUUAAGAGCCAUAUUUAAGGUUGCCAAUGGAGAUUCUUUAUACUCUCUGCAGACCUUUUACAGGGAGCAAACAGCUUCCCUCCUUUAACUAUAUAAGGAACGUUUACAGUCCAUUUUUGAUGCAGAACAAAUUUCAUACAGUGUCAAUUGUGCCUAUUCCAUAGGGUACACAGUAACUGAAAGAUGUAUACCACAAUUCUCAACGACACAGUUACUGAGGUCAAGGCUCUUCGUUAGAUCUGCAUACUGAACACAAAUACUGUUCAGAAGCUUCGGAAGGCAAAGCAGUGGCCUGGUCAUGAGGACAACGUCACUGCGGAGGAAAGUAGUGCGAUAAAGGAGAAGAGGAAGAAGGGAGUCAUUGGAGUGUAAUGUUAGAUCCAGCCCAGAAAUGGUUUGAGUCAUUUUUGCAUUAGAGGAAGCACAGGUGCCUGUUUUCACUGCCCGCUCCCUUCGCUUUUCGGGAGCCUCAAAACCGCUGUGAAAAACACACCAAAAAAACGUAUAAAUAUAUAUGAAAAUGAAUUCAAGUUUAUGAUGCCGCUUCUGACAAAUAACAAAUGCAUUUUUUUUCGCAUGUGAAUGUUGCUUAUAUAUGAAACACGUCCAUACCCCGGGAAAGACUGCUGUCGAGUGUGCUGUCAUCACCUGGCCUGUAUGUAUGGUGAAUCUGUAGGCUACUUCAUUCACAUCCACUUCACCCCCAUAGGACUAACAUGCUAAUGAGGCCAUUGGCCUAAUACAGGACAAUGCCCCACGACUUCGACAGUGCAAAACAUUGUAUUGAUGACUCUGAUGCCAAAUACCAAGCAGGCUCAUCAUCAAUACCCCUUGACCUUGUGUCCUGUAUUCAAAUCACCAUAUGAACCAAAAUCCCCACUACUAAUGUGCAUGAUUCUUUUAUGAAUACCCACUGUUGUUGGUUGUUCCCCCAGAAAUAGAGACAGCUGUGGGCGUCGGGAUUUGAGCCAGGGACCGCAAUGGCUCAAGUAGGCACAAAGAUCCAUUGUCACUCAAUCCAAGCAUUCCCCUUAGGACUCUGUCCCCUCAAGAAUGAAUGUCAUCUUGCCUCGUUAAUGAAAAUCAUGCAAUUCUCAGAGCGAUAAUAGUCCACGACAAAAACCAGGGCAAAGCCAUAACAUAUCUGUCUAAAUGCAUUUAUUUCCAACCUGUUUCGAAGGCAAAUGUGUUAUUAGUUUGUCCACAUUUGGGUCAAAUUCAGAGGUGCCACUUGAAAUGACGGCCACACCUCUAUACAUCCACGUGAGCAUAAAGUACCAUUGCGGUUGCAGAGCUAGGACUAUACAUGAAUGUCCACUUCGUAGGGUUUACUCAUCUGAGAUGGAAAUGUAAAUAGGCCCCUCCAUUUCCUCUCCACACCUUCUCCUCGCCCUGAGAUCAUACAAUGGGCAGGGGUUUUAGGGAGAGGGUGGUGCUGUAGACCUAGGAGGGGCAUGGUAGGCACUUUACUAACAUGGGGUAUCCUCAUCGACGUCUGGACUGUGGUGGACGUGAGGAAUAGAGAGAGGUGUGCUAGGAGACUUUGCAGGUAGGGUUGACGGUUGCGCCGGGUUGACUGUAACCAGAUUGUGUGUGGUGAUAGCGAGAUAACGGGUUUGAGACGGACAAGAGGUCUGUCCCGGCGUAAUCCGUUCUCGAACCUCCCUCCUUCUAUUCCCUCACCGCGUUGAGGUUGGCACCUUCGGAAAGGUCUUCCUUAUCACCUGACCUGCAGUACCCUUUUUCCUUAUGUUACCACAAGGGGCCCCGGUGACGUGGAGAGCCAGGGCACGCUGUCAGGCAGAGCACUGCCGUACCCAUAUCCCACGGUUGUGAUUUUAAUCCUAUAGGACGAGUUGAUGGAUGCACUAGUGGCACUGGACUUACGUUUGCCAAGUAAUGUCGUAGCUUUAGAGAGGCAGCAGAUGGGAUACAGCAACGACAUUUCCGCGGGUCCUUGCAGAAUCACGUAUCACCUUGUUCACCAUUUACCCGCCACCGUGGUUUCCAUAUUUCACUCGUACUUACCUAUGUUUAAUGGGCGGAGCGAGGUUGACAACUUGAAUUUGCUAUUGUGGUCGCGAAACAGCUCGUGAAUCCACUCAUGGAUCUAGGAUUUUGGGUAAGGUGGUGCGCUGUCUGUUCUAUGCACGGAUGUACCAACUGUUUGUGAUUAUGUGGUCCAUGGUGGCUCUUCUGUCCAUUGUGGUACCCCGUAGAAAACCAGAAACACAGAGUCGUGCACACACACACACACACACACACACACACACACACACACACACACACACACACACACACACACACACACACACACACACGCACGCACGCACGCACACACACACACACACACACAAUAUUGGUUCCAUGUGAAGUCAGUGAACCGUUACUCCUUUGACAUUGGAGGAAAAGCACCAAAGCCUGCCUCUUGGGAGAAAAGCAAUACUGUUCAGUUGAUCCUUGUCUGUCAGUGUCUUUGUAUUAUCAAGCCUCUGUUGGUGUAUUCAGAAGGAUCGUGUCGAUGAAGAACAAUGAUCCGUAAGGCUAAUUACUGCGUUUGUAUCUUGUUUUUAGCAGAUUCAUUUUCCCUUCUGUAACUUCAAUCAGAUCUGAGAAUGUCCAAAAGAAUACCAUCGGUAUUUCAUGUCUUGUGUGUUACUGAGUACGGAGUUAUCGUUCCCUGUUUCAGUAUCUCUAGAAGAACACCGUCUGUUCACGCCACAAGCUCUGAGCUCGACUGUGCGUGCCUGAGCUGCGGGGCGCAGCAGUGAGCAUGCCCAGUGUAGUGCUGCUCUAGAGGCAGUCGCAUAGCCGCAGCGAUGCAUUGUUAUAACAGGAUGGACUAAAAGCUGCGAUCAGCUCAAGUCUGCAUCGAACCGUGGCAGAUCCGCACGACUCACCCUGAGAGCCAACGUCUCAGGCAGCACAGACUAACAGCAUGGCUGGUAGUAUUACGAGUACUGUUAUAGCACAGUCUUAUUAAGCCCCAUUUGAUACACUCUCAUCAAACUUUUGCACAACCUUGAAAUUCAACAAAUGGCGUUAUGUGACUGUUCUGCAGCUCAAAGAAAGAACACUCCACGUUUCUAACAAAGCAUUGUAGAUUACAUUGCCACAGGGUAUAUUUAUCCAAUAUAAAGAUCGACAAUGGCAGUCAGGGGACAGAAAUAGAUACAUAUCCACUCAGUCCUAACAUUGUCUGCUUCGUAUAUAGUAGAUGUAAUAAUCGUCUGAUUUGAUACUAAUAUGGGUCUCCUGCGGCCCCCUGCCGGAGCGACUCCUACUCACACUGCCAGGCCAAGAGUUUGUGAAGUCUGCUCUCUGCUUCCCACAUUCCAGUGCAGAGAACACCCACUGUUUCAACCUGCAGUAUACUGUACAGAACAGUACAGGUCCCCUGGCCAAACUGCAUUCUAAAACUCAUUUUCUAUAGGCUCAGUUGUGCGCUGUUUUAGCCCACCAAGGCCAAGUGAAACAAACAAGCCAAAAAAAGAAGUAUAUAUUUGAAUCCUUAUUACAAUGGGUGUGCAUGUGCAUUUUGUAGCCAACUCAAGCUACCCACUGCACAGUUUACUCUAUAUUUAAAUAGAUGUGACUUUUACUCUGAGCUCACAGGUAGCCAGGUUACUGCUUGUUAGAAUCACAACACACACCUAUAGGUGUACACCGUUUUUACCCAUCAUCCUCUACUCCAAGGAGCUGUCCAGGGUUCUGAGGAGGGGCUGUUUUCACUCCCUCACUGGCCUCACCUCACAGUGUUUACUGCCUGUGGGUAGUAGUCGCCACACGGCCAGGCUCGAAUGGACUCAAGUGGCAAUAUCAUCCUAACUGAUGACAAAGUGCACUACAUUUGCUAUUUGUUGUUGGGGUUUAACGAGUGCAGUACUUCCAUGAUGUCUUGCUUCAUUGUAACGACCACUGUCAAGCCCAAGCUGAGUAUGAGGGCUAUAAUGUGGCUCGUGCUGAAGAAAACAGCUCGCCCUCUUACCCACCAAAACAUACUCACCCACUUACUGUGAGGCAGUCCAUGACUGACCCAACUCAACUCCCUCGGUCUCCAACAAGACGCUUCGUUGAACUAUAAAGUGAAUGUGCAACUCCCCUUAAUAUGUCUCUGUAGUAAUGUCCCACAUACUCCCCUCUCAUAACUAUGCACCUCAAUCGUUUUUUUCUCUCUGGAUUGUAGAAAACAAGUACACACAUAUAUAUAUAUAUAUAUAUGAAAUAAAGGUUUGCAUAAAAGGA
Molecule: messenger RNA, 6621 nt
Organism: Oncorhynchus keta (chum salmon)
Lineage: Eukaryota; Metazoa; Chordata; Actinopteri; Salmoniformes; Salmonidae
Product: sodium channel subunit beta-4-like
Exons: 6
Coding region: 693-1349 (218 amino acids)
Biological process (GO): regulation of sodium ion transmembrane transporter activity; regulation of ventricular cardiac muscle cell membrane repolarization; cardiac muscle cell action potential involved in contraction
Cellular component (GO): membrane; voltage-gated sodium channel complex
Molecular function (GO): transmembrane transporter binding; sodium channel regulator activity
Source: RefSeq, a predicted model, not a curated record